Raphanus sativus (radish) is the source of this 1740-nucleotide messenger RNA. Its product is annotated as fluoride export protein 1. Bases 243 to 1655 code for a protein of 470 amino acids. Gene Ontology annotation, biological process: fluoride transmembrane transport. Lineage: Eukaryota; Viridiplantae; Streptophyta; Magnoliopsida; Brassicales; Brassicaceae. Gene Ontology annotation, molecular function: fluoride transmembrane transporter activity. The transcript has 6 exons. The record is from RefSeq and is a predicted model, not a curated record. Gene Ontology annotation, cellular component: membrane.
AAAAACAACUGGCCAUCUAAACGCGGCCGUAUCAAUCGUUUGUUCAUUCGUUAGUUAUCUUCUUCAAACAGACAAAACAGAGAGCCUCACAGGUCGGAUCUGAUUUCUCCACCGGAGAUCAGAUUCUUGACCACGACAAUUUUAAACUCUAUUCGCCAAUAGGUCACAACCUUUAUCAUCAUCUUUGGUCAACGCUGAGGUUUUUAAGGUUCCUAGAGAUAAGUACUUCAGCACAAAAGGUUAUGGAUUCUGGUAAUGGCCAUCAAGAGCCAUAUCGUACCAACUCCUUUAGCCGGGAAAGCAGUCUAGGCUCUUCUCUAAGCUUACCACGUAGCGUGCCUGCUCUUUUCAUCACCAAUGGUGUGGAUAGCGAGAGUGUCUCGGAGGCAGGGGAUAUUGGGGACCGUUCACUUCGGAGAAGGCAUAGUAGCGGUAGAAGUAGUAACCGUUUGUUUUCUUCUGAGGAUUUGCUAGAACAAGGGGUCACUGAUGAUGACACUUCUCGUCAAGAACAGGGUGUAUUACAUAACACAAGCUCUGUAAUCAAACCUUUGCCUGAGCACAUGACAACAACAUCUCCUUUACCUACUAAGUCACUCUUGUCACCUGAGACAAACAAGACGGUAAAGAAGGAUGAGGCUGUGUUACCAAAGUCCUUGGAAUACAUAUCAUGCCUGAUUCAUUUGGCUGUUUUUGGGAUUCUUGGGGCUAUUACGAGAUACUUGAUGCAGAAACUUUUUGGACCAAGUGUUGCUAGAGUGACCAGCGAUGGGAGCAUCUUGUACCUUGAUCUUCCCUCCAACAUGGUGGGAUCAUUCUUGAUGGGUUGGUUUGGGGUCGUGUUCAAAGCAGAUAUUACCAGAGUUUCUGAGUUUUUAGCCAUAGGAUUAUCAACUGGCUACCUAGGAAGCCUCACAACAUUCAGCGGUUGGAACCAGAAGAUGCUUGAUCUUAGUGCUGAUGGCAAAUGGCUAUACGCUGUGCUUGGCUUCCUGUUAGGUUUAAAAAAAAAACAGAGAUUGUUUCUUGCAUCAUACUCCAUCAUUCUUGGGAUUGAAACAGCCAAAGGGUUCAGAUGGCUUCUUCAGAGAAGAGCUUCUUCUUCUAAGGAGGAAAGAAACUCUUGUCUUGAAGUUGACACCUUCAGGAGCCAUAUCGUGUCUAUGACCUUGAUGGUUGUGUUGCUUGUAGCUUUACUAACUGUGAGUGCCACCCAGCUUGUGAAAGAGUUUGAUAAAGGAACAAGCGAGGCUCAGCUUUGGUUAGGCUGCUUAGUUGCAGCCCCUGGUGUCUGGCUCAGAUGGUUUCUUGCUCGGCUCAACGGACGUGGAUUGGGAAAAGAUGGACAGUAUUUGAGGUGGGUCCCGUUAGGCACCGUUAUUGCGAAUGUUGUUGCAGCUUCUGCCAUGGCAGCUUUGGCCACAUUAAAGAAAUCGGUGGACACUACAACAUGUAACACGGUUGCUUCUAGUAUACAGUUUGGUCUGUUGGGGUGUUUAAGCACAGUUUCAACCCUAAUGGCUGAGUUCAAUGCCAUGAGAGAAAGUGACUAUCCAUGGAGAGCAUAUGCGUAUGUAUCUUUCACUAUCGCAGUUUCUUUUGCCAUUGGAAUUGUUAUAUACUCUGUCCCUAUUUGGGUAGUAGGAUUCAGUUAGUUAAUAUUCAAACUAGAUGACUCUUGUAAAAACAAAGAGUUUGGUGACAAUCAAGUUACCCUUGUGCACAAGUUUUAAGACUAAA